AUGAUAAGAUCGUGUAUUCUGACAGUUCUGAUCUUCCUACAACUCUUAAUUCGAAUCUCUUGUGAUUGCUUCUCCAGCAAUGAAUUGGAGAUCAAUGGGAAGUGUUUGGAGUUCAACACAGCACUUCGAAACUAUGAAAACGCUUCGACUGAUUGUAUUUCACGAGGAUAUCAUCUAGUCAGUAUCCACAGUCAACGAUUCAAUUAUGCCAUCGGAAAUGCCGCAUUCUAUCGGUUCAACCGACUUGGUGCUCGUUAUUUUUGGAUUGGUUUGACUAAAUCCUCUACCACCGAUCAGAAUAGUUAUAAGUGGAACGAUUCGACGCCGUUUGACUAUGGAAAUUGGUAUUCGGGAUCGUCGAAGAAAUAUGAUUUUGUUGGGGUGGAUUUUGGAAAUUCGUAUUGGACGAAUUUGCAAGCUGGCGAGAAAUUGCCUUAUGUUUGUGCCUAUGGGGCUAUUGGGGCAACAACAACGAAAAUAGUUCAAGAUGCUACUACUGUAGAACCCGAAUCGACACCAAAAAAUCAUGAUUCUACUACUCCAGUAAGCCAUUCCCCAACCACCGUAGUUCAAGAGUCUACAACAUCUGGAGAAGUGAUUUCAACAACAUCAGUUCGGGAGUCUACAACAACAAGAGAUCUGGAUUCAACGACUACAGUAGUUCAGGAUUCAACAACAACUUCAUUUGAAAGUUCUACUACGCCUGAUAAAUUCCAUUCAACAACACCACAAAAUCAGGAUUCCACGACAACCGUAGAACUUGAAUCUACAACAGUAAUCCUGGAUUCGACAACACCAGCAUAUUUUGAUUCAACAACAACAGUAAACCAAAACUCUACUAUACCAGUCUCAACAACAACUUCAUUUGAAAAUUCUAUUACUCCAGUAAACCAGGAUUCAACAACACCUGAAGAUUUCGCUUCUACAACAACUGAAGGACUCGAAUCGACAACUUCAGGAGAUUUUGAUUCUACAACCACAGUAAAUCGGGAUUCAACAACAUCAGGAGAUUUCGAUUCUACAACCACAGUCAGCUCGGAUUUGACAACAACUGUAGAACUCGAUUCAACAACGUCAGGAGCUUUUGAUUCUACGACAACUGUAAAACCCGAAUCUACAACCCCUGGACAAUUCGAUUCAACAACAUCUGGAGAUUCUGAUUCGACAACAGUAGUUAGGGAUUCCACGACAACUGUAACAACAGAUCUAGAUUCAACAACACCUGGAGAGCUGGAUUCAACAACACCAGUGAAUCAGGACUCUACAAUAGUAGUUCAAGAUUCUUCGACAACAGAAGCUGGAGAUUUUGAUUCUACUACAACUGUAGGACUCGAUUCAACAACACCAGUGAAUCUAGAUUCUACAACAUCUGGAGAGUUGGAUUCAACAACCACAGUAGUUCAGGAUUCCACGACAACUGUAACAGUAGAUCUCAAUUCUACAACACCUGGAGAAUUCGAAUCGACAACAACAGAACUUCCGGAUUCAACUACAACUGUAGAAAUUCAUCCAACAACACCAGCAGACCUGGAUUCAACCACAUCAACUACUUCAAAUUCAAGUACUUCUAGUCAACCUCGAGCUGUCAAUUGUGAUUUGAAUGAUAUUUUGCUAGACAAUCGCUGCUAUUCAUUUAUCAAAGACAAAUUAAAUCGAGAAGAUGCGACCAGAAAAUGUCAGCAAAUUGGAAAAACCUUGGCGAUUUUCGACGAUUUGAAGCAGAUUAAUUUUGUCACUUGUAAGUUCAUGGGAAAAAUUUCUGAUUGUGAACUCAAGAAUUUCCAGCAUACUCCCAAUCCCAAUUCGCCAUAACCUAUGGCAAUUUCUGGAUCGGUUUCCAACGCGACAAACAACUCACAUCUUCUUCCUAUUAUUGGCAAGAUGGUUCAACAAUCGAGGUGACUAAUUGGCUCUUCGGCUAUCCGCAUUCUAAUCAAUAUUUUGUUGCGCAAGACAUUUCGAAUGGAAAAUGGAAAAAUGUUGUUGAAACUGAAUUGCUGCUAUCUGUUUGUAGUGGAGCUUUUUGA
Caenorhabditis angaria is the source of this 2027-nucleotide messenger RNA. The record is from the annotation of a GenBank genome assembly. NCBI's taxonomy places the organism in Eukaryota, Metazoa, Nematoda, Chromadorea, Rhabditida, Rhabditidae.